Molecule: messenger RNA, 1803 nt
Organism: Babesia bigemina
Lineage: Eukaryota; Apicomplexa; Aconoidasida; Piroplasmida; Babesiidae
Cellular component (GO): mitochondrion
Molecular function (GO): GTP binding
Source: RefSeq, a predicted model, not a curated record
AUGCGAUGCCUACAAUUGUGUAAGCUCAUCGGCAACCUUCCGACUGUGCAGCAACGUCUGUUGCCGCCAGAGCGUCGCUGGAAGCGGAUUCAUCGCCGAACGACGCACAUACAGCUGCUUUCAACAGCCAUCGGAAGGCCGCAGAGAUCGCGGCAUAUCGCCACAGAGGUGCAAAAACAGUCGCUCAAUGACUUCGGAUUGGACAACGACACGGACACAUUUCUACCUGGCAUAACAGUUGACCCCUUUUUCAAGGAGCUGAAUCUGCCGAAGCGCUGUAUAGGAUGCGGUGCCCUGUUCCAGUCAGCCGACGCAAGCAAACCUGGCUAUGUAGAUGCCGGUAUACUUUCAGACUUCGGAGCGAGAGGAGCCGCUAAGGUUCCUAGAGUGGGAGGUGUCGAGGUAGAACGCGUUCCGGACGGAGUCCAAGUAGACAAGUGCGAUGACGGCCGAUUCCAGCGGCUCAAACGGAGAGCAGUAUGUCGGCGGUGCUACAGGCUACAGAGGGUGGAUCUGCAGUGUGAGGUGGACAGCCACAGACAGAGCGCUGCGGGUGUCUCCGAUUCUAGAAUGUCGACGGAACGGAUAGUAACUGCGACCCCUAGCAAUGCUGGUGGUGUGCUGCAGAUGCCUGAGGAGGCCGAAAGGCGCCGCACGUCGGCAAGCGCACGCAUCACGACGGCGCCGGAAGUCAUCAGCAACAUGACACGCCGCCUUAAGAGCGAUGGGGUCGUGUUGUACCUCGUAGAUAUAACUAAUGUGGAGGCAACGGCGCUCCCGGAACUAUAUAUCGCAAUUAGGAAUAAGGCGAUGGAGGUGAUAUGGAUCGCAAACAAAGUUGACGUGCUUCCGCACCGCACAGACCUACCAGAGGUUAAACGAUGGCUGCGCUCGAUGGUACGGCACAUUGGAAAUGCGAAGAACUCAGACGUCUUCAUGGUUUCAAGCACCAAAGGCACCGGGUUUGAUGCGCUUGAGAGGCGCCUCAAGGAGUUCAUCAAAGUGGGUGACGCACGACCAAUCUAUAUAGUCGGGGCGGUCAACGUGGGGAAGUCUACCUUCGUUAACCGCUUCCUAAGUUACAUCAGCUACGGAGAUGCUGGAACUCUGCAGAUGAAGCGUGGAAUUGGAGGUGCGACCAGGUCUGUCAUACCAGGAACCACCCUAGAGUUCAUCGAGUUCGGACUGUUUGGCGGAUUCAAACUUAUUGACACUCCCGGCAUACCUGUAGCUGCCACGGUCACGCAGUUGUUGCGUAGGCCCGUUGACAUGGUAGCCGUCGCGCUAAACAAGACGAUGGACACACCGACGGUACGCCUUGACGCUGGGCAGUCCCUACUGGUGGGCGCUAUGGCCCGCAUAGAUUUGGUAGAAGGCAGUGCUGCCAGUGUGCGAUGCUACAUUGGUUCAGGGGUUACUUUGCACGUUUGCAGGUCCGUGGCGGCGGCUGAUGUCAUGAGGAACAAAGCCGGUAACGCCAUUUUCCCGCCGCACACAAAAGACGAUUACGAACUAUUGGGGCCUAUGAAGAAGUAUAGGUUGACGGUUAACUGCAAUGGCGCAAUCCCCGUCGACGACAUCGUGAUACCGGGACUCGGAUGGUUAUCUCCAACCGGAGUAGGACCAAAAGUUAUAGAAAUAUAUGCGCCAAAAGGUCUGGAUGUGCUGAGAAGGCCCGCCAUGAUUAGACAGCAACCCAAACGUGUGCAAAAGCCUUAUGUUUUGCGCCGGAGGGGUAAACUCAAGAAACUCAUGAAGAUGCGGCGGGAGAUUGUUGAAAAGAACGUUCACAGGAGCACAUGA